Neopelma chrysocephalum (saffron-crested tyrant-manakin) is the source of this 632-nucleotide messenger RNA. RefSeq names its product zinc finger protein 664-like. The record is from RefSeq and is a predicted model, not a curated record. Gene Ontology annotation, molecular function: RNA polymerase II cis-regulatory region sequence-specific DNA binding; DNA-binding transcription factor activity, RNA polymerase II-specific. The transcript is spliced from 2 exons. The annotation marks the transcript as partial. Gene Ontology annotation, biological process: regulation of transcription by RNA polymerase II. NCBI's taxonomy places the organism in Eukaryota, Metazoa, Chordata, Aves, Passeriformes, Pipridae.
GCAGUGGGGAGGAAAAGGCCCAAGGAUCCCCUCGCAGGAGGGGCUCCAAAGCCAGCCCAGGGUGCUCUGAGGAGGAAAGACCCAGCCUGUGCUGGGAAGGUGGCCGGAGCUUGAGGUGGAGCUGUGAGCUGGUGGUCCCUGAGCAUCCUCCCAGCACGGAGAAACCCUUGAGGUGCUUGGAAUGUGGGAAGAGCUUCAGGAAGAGCACCAACCUCCUCAAGCACCAGCACAUCCACACUGGGGAACGUCCCUACACUUGUAGGGAAUGUGGGAAGAGCUUCAGGCAGAGCUCCCACCUGAUCCGACACCAGCGCAUCCACACUGGGGAACGACCCUAUUUGUGUGGGGAAUGUGGGAAGAGCUUCAGUGACAGCUCCAGCCUCCACACCCACCAGCUCAUUCACACUGGGGAACGACCCUUCCGCUGCUCCGACUGCGGGAAGGGCUUCAAGCAGAUCUCUCACCUCAUCACCCACCGGCGCAUCCACACCGGGGAGAGGCCCUACAAGUGUGGGGAGUGUGGGAAGAGCUUCACCCAGAGCUCUAAGUUGACCAGACACCAACGGACCCAGCAGUAAGAGAAGCCCUAAAAAUGCCCCGACUGCAGGAAGAGCUUCGGCCGCUGCUUCCAC